Molecule: messenger RNA, 464 nt
Organism: Trifolium pratense (red clover)
Lineage: Eukaryota; Viridiplantae; Streptophyta; Magnoliopsida; Fabales; Fabaceae
Exons: 2
Coding region: 96-293 (65 amino acids)
Source: RefSeq, a predicted model, not a curated record
UGAAUCUUGCUGUGGCACUACAAAUUUAAAUUGGGUUGAUGAAAGAAUAGUGCAAAGUGUUGGUGACAAAACAGAGACAUAAUAAUACAUUAACGAUGAACACUACUUUUUCACAAUCUUCAAUCAAACCAGACAACAAACCUAAACCCCCUUUCAUGCCAGCAAAGGAUGACACCAAACCUGUUCUUCAAGACCCAAUACUAAGGUCUGAUCCAAUUGAGACAGAGGAAGCUGUGUUGCUAUUACCUCCAUUUUCAAUCCCCAAAUCAAAUUCCUCAUCUCAAAUGACCUAAAAUUGUAUUUUUUUAAGUUUGAAACUUUUAAUCAUUGCUAUGACCAUGUUGGAUAUUUGUUUUUUCUUUCUGUUUUAGACAAUUGGGUUUUCAUUUUUUAGGGUUUUAGUUUACUGGGUGAGUUUCCCUCACAAACCUAUCUCUUAAAGAUUGAAUUUUUAUUGUACUAUA